This is a messenger RNA of Aspergillus steynii IBT 23096, 405 nucleotides long. RefSeq lists its product as uncharacterized. Lineage: Eukaryota; Fungi; Ascomycota; Eurotiomycetes; Eurotiales; Aspergillaceae. Bases 87 to 326 code for a protein of 79 amino acids. The transcript has a single exon. The record is from RefSeq and is a predicted model, not a curated record.
CUGCUCGGAGUCGGUCGCCUUGCCGAUGCGACGAGACUCGAGACUCCGCACCGCCACGAGUGGCGGCAGAUUAGUUCCCAAAGGUAAUGGAUACAAAGUCCCGCCGAACCGUCAUCAAUCGGGUCUCGUGGCGCAAUGGUAGCGCGCUAGCUUCCGGUGCUAGCGGUUGUGCGUUCGAGUCGCACCGGGAUCGAUUUCUUUUUUGUUUUUCUUUUCUCGGGCUGGCGAUGCAGGUGUUUCUUUUUUGCUUUUGUCGGUGGCUGGCGUACAGAAAAGGGGCAAAACUGUAUGACCAUCUGGACGUGCUCCGUAGAGGUCUGCAAUAGACAGUAUGGAUGCUAUACUACUCCGUAGGUGAAAGUCUCUCUGUCAGUCAGAUAAGGUUGAUCUCCCUACAACUGCUAU